UUUUAAGAAAAUAUGGCAACAAAUUGCUAAACAAAAGGAAGUGAGGCUCACACGAACUAAAUGUUUGUGUUUUGUUUAACGUUAAAUAUGCGAAGAAAAACGAUUUAGUUUGGUCUCAUCUCUUAGUUUAGCUCAUCACGGCAAACAUGGAGUAAUAUAAGGAAAGUGUAGCCAGAUUCCUUAGACGCUGAGACCUUCCAAGGGCCCUUCAGGGCCCAGGAAGAGCAUGCAUCGUGGUGGGGAGAAGGACUUUCAGAUAUCAGCAAGAAAGAUGGGCACAUCCUUGCUCUUCCAGCUGUCAGCUCAUGAGCGAGAGCUGGAUUUGGUUUUUCUGGAUCAUAGCUAUGCAAAACCAUGGAAUGCCCACCCAGAUGCCAGCAGUGCCAGACCCACAAGAACUCUGUUUGUUACCCCUCGUCGCCAGCCAGAAGCUUCAUCAGAUUCUGAUGGAUUAAUUGAUGUGGAAACCAUCACACCCACACCUGUUCCUCUAUAUGAUAAUUAUAAAGCUCUUAGUGUGAUGAAGGAAUGUGAACGCCAUGUCCUGUUUGCUCGCACCGUAGCAGAAAGCCCCCCACCCCCAGACGAUUGGGAAGAACACGUUAACAAGACAGGAUGGUCAGUGACUCAGAACAAAUUGUUCAACAAAGUCCUCAAAGCUCUGCAAGCUGAGAGACUGGCCCGUCUGGCCAAUGAAAAUGCUGCCAAUGAGCCCAUUUUGCGCAGAAUAGCCGUGGACAAGUGUGCCAGGAAGGUACGACAUGCAUUAGCCAGUGUAAAUUGGGACACCAAACUGACACAGUGGUUACACACCACCAUGAUUGAAUCCUUGAGUCUCGCCAUGCUGGCUGCUUAUUUGGAUAUACUGCAGACUCUCAAAAGCAAGUUGCCUUCGCUGAUUGACAGGAUGUUGCUAACCACAACCAAGAGUGGUGCGCCAAGCGCUGAGGCCCUGUCAUUGUUAUUAAAACGUCCUUGGGACCCAGCUGUUGGAGUAUUGUCUCAAAAUAAACCGAGCAAGCUUCCUGGAUCCCCUCUUAUCCUAAUUGCACCAUCAAGCCCGACUAACCCUGCCCUCUCUACUUCACGGCGAAUGAGAUUCUGGCAGUCGCAGCUCUCCUGCCUGGGAAAGGUUAUUCCUGUGCACACCCAUGUAAACAGUGGAGCCAAUAUUGGCAUUACUCAGUGUCUGGAGCACAUGCUGGGCACCGUCAGAGCCAAGGUUAUGGAGGUGCACAGUCACUUCCCCCACAAACCCAUUAUUCUGGUCGGUUGGAAUGCUGGGGCUCUCAUUGCUUGUCAUGUAUCCCUCAUGGAGUAUCUUACUGCUGUGGUGUGCCUUGGCUUCCCCUUACUAACAGUUAACGGCCCGAGGGGGGAUGUUGAUGAUCCCCUUCUGGACAUGAAGACCCCAGUGUUGUUUGUGGUCGGUCAGAGUGCUCUGCAGUGUAGCAUCGAAGGCAUGGAGGAGUUCAGAGAGAAGCUUAGGGCAGACAACAGCAUGGUGGUGGUGGGAGGAGCUGACGACAACCUCAGAAUCAAUUCAGCAAAGAUGAGGUCUGAGGGGCUAACGCAGACCAUGGUGGACCGCUGCAUUCAGGAUGAGAUUGCUGAUUUUUUGUCUGGAGUCCUUACUCGGGCAGAGGGCCAUGGCCAUGGCUCCGGGGAGAUGAGGGACAUGGACACAGAGAAGAAGAAAAGGCCUCGACGAGAGCUCCCCUUUGACAUGGAUCGAGGACGACCUUCUUCCCCUGCACUAAGAGUUCCCAUAUCCCCCUCAGGGUCAGAGGAUUUGUCUAGUGUCUGCAGCAGUCCCACUUCAAGUCCAAAGCCCAAGACAUCCGGUCUGUCUCCAGCUCAGAAGUCCAGUCUUAUCACAGCCACACAGCUCCUCAAGACUCACAUGCAGCGCUCUGGGACAGUCCUUACUCAUAAGCAGGCCCAAGCUCAGUUUGCUGCUUUUAUGAAACAAAAUGUGCUUGUGAGGAAAAAUCUUCCUCCUGGCACCUCUCCUUGUAUUUUUGUGCCAGUAUCCAGUGAUCAGAUGGAGGGCCUGGACAGAGACGAUGUGAGGCCACAUGGCAAGAGAAGGCAAACGCCGAGCCCCACACCAAGCAAAGCCUCGAAAAGAGCCAAGAUCAAGGUCACCAUAGUUUCCCAAAGUGAAUCAGCAGGUGGGACCAUCAGUCCAACCGCACAAGAAGUGAGUGUUUCUGGGAAGCCUCUUACUGUGACAGUCGGACAGUCUGUAGCAGGAGCCAAGGAGCUGUCUGGACUUCUCACAGGCCAGCGGUCUGGUAGUCUCUCAGAGGUGUCUAGUGCCCUGUCCCCAGGCUCCAGCUCUUUCAACAACGUGCAGCCUUGCAUGGUGUCAGGGUCCUCCACACCAGUCCAGGCGCAAGCUCCGGCUUCUGCCCAAGCUCCUUCCGCCAGCAGUCUGCUACAAGGCCUAAGUUUCAGUCUUCAGGAGAUCGUCACCAAAGCUCCUAGCUUACCUUCCACAGCCGCCAACACUGGAAGCACCCAGGCGGUUUGUGGCAAACCCCAGGGUCAGGUCCUCAGCUCCAUCAGUACCAGCAGCAGUACUCUGCUCCGGGCUGUGCCUGUGGUCACCGCAGGGGGAGUGGCUAAAACCACCGCCAUCCACCAGCUCCUUACCAACGGUGGGCUGGCCAAACUCGCCAGCAGCUUACCCGGCCUGGCACACAUCACCAACCAGACCUCUGUAGGGCAGAAAGCCCCCACUUCUAUAACAGUGACCCUCCGCGGUGGACAGCCCAGUAGAGUGGGAUCACUCAGCCAGACUGGUGAGGCUGUGACACCAACUCGCACCCAUGAGCCCAAGCAGCAGUAAGACAUUUCAGGUUCUGUGGUGAAAUGUGAUGUUCCUGAUCCUCUUGGAAACUACAGCCUGCUGAUGAGACCAAACUGUCGCUGCAAGGAUAAACACAACCCUGCAGUGUGCAGAUGACCUGCCUUACAUCCUCCAGAGGUCUCCCCUGCCCUCAAAGCUGCAGAAGACCAGGCAGUCACCGGCGGCUGUGGCUGAGGCGUUGUACGAGCUGCUGUGAUACGCAGCGUGUCAGUACUCACUGCAGAGGGGUCUUCAUGCCCGAGUCUUCCCUCCUUUUACACCUUUAACUUGAACGAGCAAAGGCAGAUAUACAACAUAAUCUCAUGUGAGCCUCCAGGGAGGAUUUUAUGUCAUGAAGAUAAACUGCAGCAUGCUGGGACUGUGACAGAACCCUUUUAUAACCUACAAAAGGACAGAUUUGCAGCUCUGGCUGUGCUGACUGUGCCUACUACCUACUAAAACUACAGAAAACCGUAUCGCUAUUUUCUGAUUAGUAAUAAUGAAAUCCCUUUGUUGCUGUUCUUUUUAUAAUUAUAUUCACAUUACAUCAAUUCAUCAUAAGAAUUGCUUUUUGUGUUGCACUUUUCUGUGCAAAAGUCAUGAAUGGCAGCAUAAUCUAAGAUAUGUUAAAGAUCUACAUUGCAAUAUUUAUUAAGUCAAUAUUGAUCUUUUUUGUGACUUCAUAACUGAGUGCACCUAUGAAGGAUGUUCAACUGUGUUUUUGUGUCACUUAACUCCUCAAUGUUGUUCCAUAGUCUAAACUAAAUUUUCCAUUUCAUUACAUCCAAAGUGUUAUGUGAAAAUGAGAAAUUGUAAACACUUUUUGCCACUUACUGACACAGUAAAAAAGCAUGAAGACACUUAGUUGUUGCCUGUUCUGUAAUGUAAAUAUUUGGCCCAGUGUGUUCAACAGCUAUAAUGUUGAGCAAUCUUAGUAUUUCCUCCGAAGCCCCUCUUGUUCAAAAUACAAUGAUGGAGCUUACUCUCCUGCAUGAUAGUUAUACUGCUGUGUUUACAGCAACAGCAUAAAUACAGCCCACUCAUCUCAGCAGACAUCCUGUCUUAAAUUCCGCUCAUAAGCAGCAGCCAGAUAAGAUAAGGAGAGUGCGUCUCCCCCUCUUAUAUAAGCCUGGGUUUGUACGUAAUAAACAGGGAUAUCAUAACUGAUGCCAGUCACAGAACAACAGAUCUGCUGGCAUCCUUUGUCCUGCAUUGUGAUUUACUUGAACUCAAAAUGCAAUAUUCUAACAUUUUGAGACAUGUCUCCAAUUUUUUCAGCUGUAGGCUAUAAUUAUCAAAAAUUACAAUUUAAAAAAAUCUUUGAAACAGUUUAAUUUACAGGUAUUAUGUGGGCCUAGAAUAUACACCAUUUUCACUUUCUGAAAUAACCAACAAAAAUAUUGAGCUUUUCGACGACAUUCUUAUUUAGAGAGCCACUUCAUAGUCUCCCAUCAGCAGAAGUGGACGCUCGAGCAAUUUUAUAGAAGUCUCUCCAUUUGACCCCUGAUGAGGACACGAACACUACAGAACAUUGUUUGGUUAAUUCACUCUGAAAAAAUUGUUUGAUUUAGGAGAUGGAGCAGAGAAAUGGAAAAUUAAAUGGAUCCAAUAUUCUAAAAUUUCUUAAGCAAUUAUAAGUAAACAGUGACUGAGAUGGCUCUAUCAGCUUUAGCCCAUUCUGAACAGAUUUCUGUAAAUACAAGUAAUAUCAUUUGACCCCAUGCCCCAAUUGUUCACAACAAACUCUUAAUAAUGUCUUUUUGUGACUUUGCUGCAGUGUCUAUAUUGUCUGUUGUUCUGUGCAUGAAUGAAUACAUUAUUUACACUGUUUCUUCCACUCUAUCUGUAUUGUCUGUAUUUAUACUGUCCUUUGCCCAUAUGAGCUGAAUGCUGCCAAAUGAAUCGACCGAUUCCAGAUGAAUAAAGGUGCCUGAUCCAGU
Molecule: messenger RNA, 4794 nt
Organism: Sphaeramia orbicularis (orbiculate cardinalfish)
Lineage: Eukaryota; Metazoa; Chordata; Actinopteri; Kurtiformes; Apogonidae
Gene: kansl3
Product: KAT8 regulatory NSL complex subunit 3
Exons: 22
Coding region: 227-2854 (875 amino acids)
Biological process (GO): positive regulation of transcription by RNA polymerase II
Cellular component (GO): NSL complex
Source: RefSeq, a predicted model, not a curated record